AUGGAAGAGAACUCGGCCGUCGAGAUGGCGAAGCGCAAGAACAGCGGACGGGAGCGCGAGGACCCCACGAAGAAACACCAGUUGGAUGCGGCGUCGGACGCGACCUCCGCCACAAUGCGUACGAAGACUCGAAAAGACUCCAAUAUCCGUGCGGAUCAAACGCCGAGCCUGCCCCUGGUACUACCCAUGCUACCUCCACGAUAUCUCUUGCGCCCGGCUCAGAGAUCUGGUCUCGACUGCACCCGUCGUGCAUCCACGCCUCCCCAUUUGGCCCUCACCCCGAGCCACGAGCAUCCCCCACUUCCACUGCCGCUCACUGAGCCCAGCAAUCUAGUGGCCGGAAAAAAGCAGAUGCACUUCCGCUUCCUGGAUCUGCCCAAGGAAGUGCGGUUCAUGGUUUACGACUGCUUAGGCUGCGAUACAUGCCACUCAGUCGCUCACGCUCAGAUGGGGCUGUGGUACAAGGACACCCCUUCACCAUUCGGACUGUUCCGCACCUGCCGCUUCAUCUACGACGAGGCCCGCGCUCUCUUGCGAUGCUGUCGUCGGGUGGGUGGCCUCACGCUUCUUGCGUCCGUCAAGAGCGCUGAGGACUGGUCACUCAGCACACACGUGGCGGCAAUGAUCCAGAACGGAGUCAUGUAUGACGAAGUGGAGAAAGCGUCACGGAAGGAGGGCGUGCUGGGCGCGCACUUGCCAUUGAGCCAUUGGUGGAGGAAACGCGUUUCCACACGCGAAGCGAAGCGCGAAACCCGGGCCCUGGUUGCGGGCCGACGCUCAGGAGCGAUGGUCUGGCCUCAAGAGCAAGGCAGCAAGGAACCCAAGAAGAGCCUUGAACAGGUGCAGGGUUUUGCCCGCCAAUUUGGUCAUGUAGGACUGUUGAAGUUGAUGGGUGGGCAGACGGUACAUAUCCGCCUCCUAGUAGCCGAGAACAGCGGGAGCAUUGAGGAAGAGGGUGCUAUCGAAGAUGAUGCUGGCGAAAAGAGCGACGCAGCCGACUCCGAUGUGGACGAGCACAAUGGUAGCAGCAAGGACAAGUACACCGACAAAACAACACGGGCGGCUAUGAGCAAGACGUCCACGACGGCGACGAUGAUGAAGUCCAAGACGUAG
Messenger RNA from Paraphaeosphaeria sporulosa, 1113 nucleotides. RefSeq lists its product as uncharacterized. Bases 1 to 1113 code for a protein of 370 amino acids. NCBI's taxonomy places the organism in Eukaryota, Fungi, Ascomycota, Dothideomycetes, Pleosporales, Didymosphaeriaceae. The record is from RefSeq and is a predicted model, not a curated record. The transcript has 4 exons.